This is a messenger RNA of Papaver somniferum (opium poppy), 978 nucleotides long. RefSeq lists its product as uncharacterized. Lineage: Eukaryota; Viridiplantae; Streptophyta; Magnoliopsida; Ranunculales; Papaveraceae. The record is from RefSeq and is a predicted model, not a curated record. The coding region runs from base 31 to 483 and encodes 150 amino acids. The transcript has 2 exons.
GAUGUCGGUGAAGAGUUUGGUGACAAUGAAAUGGGAAGAGCGGUUAUCGAAAUGUACCGGAACAUGAAAAAACUCGAAAGGAAAAUCUUUUGGGAUGACAUGCGGCCAAUCGUUUUUCCGCAUACUUCGGAGAAUGUGCAAGAACCAGAUAAAGGCAAGGGAAAAGGCAUGAGCAUACCGCCGCGAAGUACCAAGAAGAUUCGAAGAAAAGGAAGGAAUAUUAUUCAAAAAGGAGAGUCAAGUGAAAGAAAUAUGAAGAAAAAAGGACCGAUGUUACGCUCUCAACCCACUCCGUCGGAACCAAGUCAAGUGAAGAAAAAGGAAAUUCAUGAUACAACAGCUCAUGUUGAUAAAAGGUACUUGGAAGAGCUACCUCCUUACAUUAGAGAUUAUGUCAUAUCCAUCAAUGAUGUCCCUCCGGAUGGUAAUUGCGGUUUCCACGUUGUCAAGGAACAACUAGGGCCUUUCACUCAAGGUGCCUAACUAUAUGAUGAUAAUGAAAUCACUUAUAUUCGUCAAAGGAUGAAGAUGAAGAUAAAGGAAAAACCGGAAUUUUACAAGAGAAUGUUGUCCGAUGGGGAUGAUAGCCUCAACAUGCAAUUCCUUAGGUAUCAAAUCCGUCUCCACGGGGGAAAUCCAAUCACAAGGGAUCAUUGGAUGGGCAUGCCGAUAUGUGGGCACUUAAUCGCCAACGCAUUCAAUUGUGUGGUUCACUAUUUCUCAAAAGGUGCUAGUUUCACUUACACUCCCAAAACAACCAUAUGUGUCGAGAAACUUAGGCGUAGGAGAGUGGUGAUUGCGUUGGUUAAGAACAACCAUUUUGUAGGCCUCCGGUUAGAAGACAAUUGUCCAUUGACUCCGAUAUGCACAUACUCUUAUUGGAAUGGAUUUAACCCCGACACGAUGUUGGGUUGGUGCAUUAUGUAUGAACAUAACAUGGAGAUGUGGAAAGCUUUGGAGGAAUCGAACAAAAUUAUA